Molecule: messenger RNA, 1998 nt
Organism: Ophidiomyces ophidiicola
Lineage: Eukaryota; Fungi; Ascomycota; Eurotiomycetes; Onygenales; Onygenaceae
Gene: YPK2
Product: Serine/threonine-protein kinase
Exons: 5
Coding region: 1-1998 (665 amino acids)
Biological process (GO): protein phosphorylation
Molecular function (GO): ATP binding; protein serine/threonine kinase activity
Source: RefSeq, a predicted model, not a curated record
AUGUCGUGGAAACUCACCAAAAGCAAGUCGUUCCCUUUACUUUUACUUUGGUUCAAAGCUUCAACAUUACCCUAUUUCUGGUUGCUAAUAGAUUGGCUCUCCCUAGAAUUGAAAGACACCCAUCUUGCCCCUCUUACCAACUCAUUUAGCCGUACGUCUUCAACAUCUACAAUCAAACCGGACGCUCUUGAAGAUGCGGCUUCACAAGCCUCUACCCCCUCGCCCAUUUCCACCCCUAGCAAUGGCACAGCCAUGUCUGAUCCCAUGCUCUCCCCUCCUCCUACCCAUGUGAAGUCGGGAAUUCUUAUUGUUACUCUUCACGAAGGCCGUGGGUUUUCACUCUCUCACCAGUAUCAACAGUUGUUCAACUCGCACUUCCAGAACAACUAUACUGGUCCAAUUAGACCAAAUUCUUCUUCUUCACACAUGGGCCAUGGACAUGUCACACAGUCUUAUUCUCAUACAGGCCGACCGCAAUCUACCAGUGGUGGCAUCAACGCUGCCCCUACAAACCAUGGGCGCUAUUCCACCAAGUAUUUGCCCUACGCAUUACUUGAUUUUGAUAAACUCCAGGUUUUUGUUGAUGCAGUAUCGGGAACCCCCGAAAACCCACUUUGGGCCGGAGAUAACACAUCGUUCAAGUUCGAUGUUUCACGUGCAACAGAGCUGAACGUCCAGCUGUACCUGAGGAAUCCGGCAGCCAGGCCCGGCGCUGGUCGGAGCGAAGAUGUUUUCUUGGGGAUGUGCCGCAUAACUCCUCGCUUUGAGGAAACUCGGAAGUUUGUUGAAGACCCUAAAGCAAGCAAGAAAGAUCGUGAAAAGGCGGCAGCAGCAUUUGUGCAACAGGAGCGCAGCCGUGGCCAAGUCGGCGCAGAAUGGACCACUGUGCAAUUUGGCACUGGCGCCAUCAGAGUCGGUGUCUCCUUCGUCGAAAAUCGACAGCGAAGCCUUGCCAUGAGCGACUUUGAAUUGCUCAAGGUUGUUGGCAAAGGUAGUUUUGGCAAAGUUAUACAAGUGCUGAAACGCGACACAGGGCGCAUCUAUGCCAUGAAAACCAUUCGCAAGGCUCAUAUUAUCUCUCGUUCUGAGGUUGCCCAUACUUUGGCAGAGAGAUCCGUUCUCUCCCAGAUCAAUAACCCUUUCAUUGUUCCACUUAAGUUUUCAUUUCAAUCUCCAGAGAAACUUUAUCUUGUGCUGGCAUUUGUGAACGGAGGAGAAUUGUUCCACCAUCUUCAGAAGGAGCAGCGUUUUGACAUAAAUAGAUCUCGAUUCUACACUGCUGAACUACUGUGUGCUUUGGAGUGUUUGCAUGGGUUUAACGUCAUUUAUCGAGACUUAAAACCCGAGAACAUCUUGCUUGACUAUACAGGCCACAUCGCUUUGUGUGAUUUUGGCCUGUGCAAGCUUGAUAUGAAGGAUGAAGAUCGUACCAACACAUUCUGUGGUACUCCCGAGUAUCUCGCCCCAGAACUUCUAGCCGGGAAGGGAUACACUAAGGCUGUUGAUUGGUGGACCCUGGGAGUUCUUCUUUACGAAAUGCUUACUGGACUGCCACCUUUUUACGAUGAGGAUACUAACGAAAUGUACCGCAAAAUUAUCCAAGAACCACUUACUUUCCCCAGUUCCGAUAUCGUCCCUGGCGCUGCUAGAGACCUUCUCAUGGGACUACUUAACCGUGACCCCGACCGCCGCUUGGGGGCCAACGGCGCUGCCGAGAUUAAAGCGCAUCAUUUCUUCACGAACAUCGACUGGCGCAAGCUCCUACAAAGGAAAUAUGAGCCAAGCUUCAAACCGAAUGUGAUGGAUGCUCGUGAUACUGCGAAUUUUGAUACCGAAUUCACGUCUGAAGCCCCUACCGAUUCUUAUGUUGAAGGUCCUGUUCUUUCUCAAACCAUGCAGAAGCAGUUCGAAGGCUGGUCCUAUAACCGUCCAGUUGCCGGUCUCGGCGAUGGCGGGGGCAGUGUGAGAGACCCCGCCUUUGGGAGUAUCGCGGAGUAG